AGGUUUAAUGCUGGUAGGAUUAAAUUUAAAUUAUCACAAUCAGGCCGGUUGCAGAAUGUUGUCUACAAUAGACCUUGCAAGCUUAAAAUAGAUGUUUUGUAAGAUCUCAUUCAAUAAGGCCUUGGGAUGAUAUAUCAGAUGUUUCUCUUCUUUUACAAAAUCAAAAAUAAACUAAUGGUAAAAAUGUCAUGAAUCUUUGACACAAUCCUUGUGAAGCUCAGCCUUAGCUCAAAAUCAAAAUAUGGACUCAUCAAAGCUUUUCUAUAUCUACAUGUCAUCCUGCGAACUUAUUGAGUGAUGCCCUAAGUCAAAUUUUCGCUCUUGAUAUCUUCGCCCAAAGUGCAAGUAAAAGCAAGUAAUAAUAUUAUAGUCGGUCAAGGCUGACUAUUGGAUAUCACUUUGUCUCGUUUCGUUAAUAGUACACCAGAUUUUACGCAUUAUUUUAAUGCACUCGCCUACUUUUUAUGCGAGACCCAAAUUGUGUAGCAACCGCAAGGCGUGACCCAAGGUUAGUAAAAUUAUUUAUUCUCUAAAAAUGUUAUUAUUUUUCAGUUUCCGGUAUAAAAAACGAGAAUAUCGACUUUCUCUUCGUAUAAUGGCGUGCGUUCCAUCAUAAUACCUAUAUAUGGUAGGGUCUGAAAAAUAGACCUACGUGAUCCAAAUUCUCCAACGAAUCCAAUACACGAUGCAUCUUAUAAUGAAUAAAAACACAGUGCAAUUCACAUUUUUUCGACAUUUUCAACGCGAAUUGAAUUGAAACAAUUCGAAAUCCAAAUACUCUUAUGAUAGUGAUUUGUAAAAAUCUGGUUAAACAAUUAGUACGUGAACGAUUUGCAAAAAAAUGAGACGAAAAGCGGCAAAAAAUUCCAAAUUUUUGAAACCAAAUUUCCAAACAUCAAAAUUCCUUCAACGAAAACGAGAACAACACACUUUAUGGUGCUGGCGUAGCAUAGCAAUGGAAUAUUUAACGAUUACACUAUUGCUGCUCCUCUUGAUAAAUUUUACCGAAUGUGUCCAAGACAUAUCACAAAUAUCACCAAAAUCCAACAGUCAUAUUCAUGGAUCUUUAGCAAAUCCAUUGAUUAGCAGGUCAAAGGUCAAACUAGAAACUACAAUGCGUGAUUUUUCAACUAGACAUGCUCCCGAACCACAAGCUAGCCUAGAUAAUGAUACGCGAGAGCAUACUCGUGUAAUGCGUUCGGCUCAGCCUAUUUUGAAUGAUAAUUAUCCGAAAAUUGGCCCUAAUAAUGUUAACUUUCCAGGCGAGAGUGAAAAAGAGGCCGCAGCUGGUCGUUAUUUCCAAUAUAAUAUAAAGCCGACCGGAACAUUGGAAAUGGAAAAAAAUAGCUUUGAGCCUACGCAAAAAGUUCGUAGUGGGAAAACUUUAAAAUCAUCUAGUUUAGAUGCUAGAACGACGACCGGUUCUUUUUUAGUAAAUGGGGACCUUCGACAAAUCACGUCGGGGUCCCUCAUCAAUCCAACGACGAGUAUUGCGACCUCGACAGUAGCUACUGCUACAGCGAUAGCUCAUAAUGCCCGUCAAAAUCCUAGCCCUGAUAUUCAAGACAUUAUAACUGGUAUUGUUAAAUUAUUAAAUGGAAACGUCAAUGUUCAUGCCAAUACACAAGGCAUACGUCGACCAACCGCUAGUCGUAUCAACAAUCGUGGUCCACCGCGUAUUUCUGACGUUCAAACAAUGCCAUUGGAGUAUGAUGGGCAUAAGCCAUCAGGUGGAGUAACCUCUAUACGCCCUCCCCCCUAUCCAUUUGAUCGACCUGAUCGACCUUUUAUAACCGGCGUACCGAUACCAGAACAAAUCGUACCAUAUCGUCCAAAUUUCGUAAGUAAUCGUCCGCCAUGGCAUCGUAAUAAACCUAGGCCGCCAAUUAGCACAACAUCGGUAGGCGGUCGACGCCCUAUACCCCAAUACAAGCCUUUACCAUCACCUCAAAUGCAACCACCUCAAGAAGAAGAGCAUAUCUCUCGCCUUCCUGCUACCCCAUCAUCACCUAUGAACGAAGAGAUUCCGAACGAAGAGGAAGACGCUGAACAAUCGGCAGAUAAUCCUCUACCUACGGACACAACUUUCGAUUCGGAAUUUUCAAACGAAGAUCUUAACACACAAUACAUUGAAGUGUCGGACAACGACGGUGAAGCUGAAUUUUCUAAUAAACCUGCGGACGAAAUAAAUGAAGAAAUACAGUCACCAUCCUCUCCACCAAAGAAAGAAGAAAUGACUGCAAAAAAGAAACCCAAUAAACACAAAAUACAAGACAAGAAAAAACAAACAAUCGUUGCGGAGACAACGCAAUCUGAAAUUCAUUCCUCGUCUACCUAUACUCAUCUGGCAGUGCCUGUAGAUGAAGAUAUAAAUAUCGAUCAUUUAACCGAAGAAGAGGUAAUUUUUAUGACCUCAAGCAAAACGCCUGAGCUUCAAAGCGCUUUAAUAGAACCAACGACUUCCGCCUCGCAACCGUCAAUUACUUCGGCAACCGUUUCUACGAUUUCUACGGAACCGCUUCUCGUAAAUGAUUACGAUUCGGCUGAUUUUAGCGGCAUAACUAAUUUAACAUACUUACAAAGUGAAAUAACGCCAACAACAGUAACCCCAAUUCCCCCACCCUCUACUACUGCUACUACUACUUCAUAUUCCAGAAUUACUACUAUUACUACCUCAACUACUAUUUCUACUACCACCGAAGCUAUACCACAAUCCUCUAAUGUCCACCCAACAACGCCCACUCUCCCAACUCAGUAUCAAUCACGUCCGGGUAUUGUACUAGAUGAUCCUGAAUUUUUGCCAGGAGGUCGUCCACGUCCAAAACGUCCUUUACAACAACCAAAACCAUCAUCCCGUCCGCCAAUUUCUCACGUUAACAUACAACCCACGCGCCAACAUUUACCACCCGGUUAUGGUGAAAUAUUCGAUGUAACACUUUCGGCUAUUCAAGGACCUGGUUCGAAGGGUGGUUCCCAGCAAACUAUCAACAUAAAGCCAUAUGGUUCCUAUGGUGGAUCCGAUGUAAUAGUAUCCGCUUCAGGUGAACAAAAUUUCGUCUCGAUCGAUGGUAAGCGUACUUACAUCAAUUUCUUUGGUGAUCCCACAGGUGUCCCUAUUGGUACUCAAACCAGCCCAGCGACUGCAACAAUGAUACCAUCUCAAACGUCAACAACUCCAAAUAAAACGCCGAGUGACAGCAUUAGUAGUAGUAGUAGUAGCAGUACUGGUAGUGGAGACAACAACGAGCUUGAAAACUUAGAAACGCCUACAUCCGGGCCAAAUUAUGGUGUAGCUGAAACAGAGAUUGUGGAUUUUCAAGUGACCCAAGCUCAUAGUUUCAAACCUAAGCAAGCGGUCUCGACUUCGACAACUGCAGUAUCGUCCUCUCGCCCUCAUUACAGACCACGAACCACACAGCCGCCGGUACGUAUAGAUACAUGUAUCGUAGGUGACGAUUCAACAUGUGAUCAAGCUCAACAUGAAUACUGCAAAACGGAAAAUGGCGUUUCAAGUUGUCAUUGUAGACCAGGCUAUUCAAGGCGUAAACAUCGAGAGCCUUGUCGCCGCGUAAUAACUUUCUAUAUAAGUAUGAGAAUUGAUCGUAUUUAUGAGCAUCGUAUUGUUUGGGACAAUAAAUUAGCUGAUCGCAAUAGCGACCCCUAUGGGCAACUGAGUUACGAAUCUAUCCGCGCUAUUGAUUCUGCCAUGUCUAUGACACCGUAUUCAGAUGAAUUUAUGGAGGCCCGUGUGAAUAAUAUUUACCGCAGUGAACCCAGUCUAGGCGGUAGCGGAGUUUUUGUUAAUUUAACUAUUAAGUUGGAUGAAAGCGUGGAAACGUUACGACCAAACUUACGUAGUGAUGUCCAGAAACAUUUAUUAGGAGUUUUGCAUAGGCGCAACAACAACAUCGGCAAUUCAGUUUUAUAUGUAACCACACCCGAAGGAGCAAUAUCUGCGUUACGCGAUCUCAACGAAUGUCAGUCGCAGCAUUUAAAUGAUUGCCAUCCCAGUGCUACUUGCAGCAACUCAUGGGGUAGUUUUCGUUGUCUUUGCCCGCCUGGUACCCGGGAUCCAUGGGCUGAUCAACCUUAUCGAGCUGGACGGGAAUGCCAGUCGUGUCCGGAUACCUACUGCAAUAGCCAUGGUACCUGUGGUUAUAGCAACGACGGAAACCAAAUAUGUGUCUGUGAUUCCAGUCAUUACGGUGGUCAAUGCGAAAUAGAUGGUGAAGUUUUGGGUGUCGCUAUUGGAGCUUCAGUGGCUGCUGUGGUUAUUAUAGUUCUGACAUUAGUGUGCUUGAUAAUGUGGUCGCGUCGCUGGCAGCGUGAACAGAAGAACGCUAUUGGCUCACCAAUAUUUGGUUACAUGAGCGCCGCACCGCUCAAAUCGUCCGCUCUACCGCAACCCGGAUAUCAGGUAACAUUAGAGGAUCGCAUGCGUUGGGCUCAAAUAGCAGACGUUAUGGCUCAAAGUAAUCAUUAUGCGGCUGAACCAAUUGGAGGACCGACCAGACCGUCUUCCGCCAUGUUUGCAUAUCCUAAUCUUCAGGCCCUUGCUAUCAGUAACACAAUAGGUGGUCUAUCAAUGCAAAGCAGUAUGCAGCAAAUGCAUCAAACUGGUCCUAUGGCGGGGGCACCACCAGUACCUUUACCGCGGUAUAAACGGGUUUUAUUAGAAAAAAAAGAUAACACUUUUGAUUUGAAUCCACAUUCUUCCAGAAGAUUGGGAUUAAGUUCACGUUCGAACGGUAUGCGUGCUUUGGAAAAUUCUAGUUCAAGUGAAGAAGAGGAUCGAACCGAUUUGCUGGGAAGAAAUUUUCAAGUACCCAGACCAAAGAGUCGAAGUAAUGGCAGCAUAACGAAUCAAUCCGGCAUUUAUUACGAUGUUGACUAUGAACCAUCGGGUAACGGGAUUGGCAGCACCAGCGUUGAUCGUCUUUAUGGUUCACAAAACCAGUCUACAACUCACUCACAUGUGAGUAGCAAUCAUAUACCAGGACCGCAGGGCAUACCUAUGAGCACUUACACUUCUGGCCGGGCACCAACUAGUUACUACAUGAAAUGAUUACCGCAAAAAAAUUCUUCAAGUAGCUAUUAUUCAAUGCCUAAUGUAAAUGAGUUAUUCAUCAAUAAAAAUUUGAUAAAUAGGUUAGAGAAAAAAAAAAAAAAGAGGAGGAAACGUUUUAAGAAAUUUUUAAAUUUGUGCUAAACUUACUUGUACGCAUACUCUAGUUAUUUAUUUAGUUAGAAUUUAAGAGAAGCUCUUUAAUUAUAAUAUACUAGUCCUUUAAGAGAAGUUUGUACAUAUAGUGUUAAAAAGAUGAAAUUUAAGACACCUUCAAUAAUAAUAACAUUACAUUACAUACAAUUGCAUAUAUCAAGCACUUUAAUUAACUGCUUAACACGUAAUAUUAGUAUAAAGAGUAACUUCUGUAGUAAGAUGAAAUAGUAAUAACAAUUUAAGCCUUAAACGAAUAUUUAUGCAAUUUUAGUUAUGUUAUGUCUGUCUGCUUUUUCUAUUGCUUAUGUAUAUAUUAUAUAGUCUCUUCCCUUCAAUACAAAAUAAAUAAUUCAAAUAUUGU
Molecule: messenger RNA, 5582 nt
Organism: Glossina fuscipes
Lineage: Eukaryota; Metazoa; Arthropoda; Insecta; Diptera; Glossinidae
Gene: pwn
Product: flocculation protein FLO11
Exons: 8
Coding region: 842-5065 (1407 amino acids)
Molecular function (GO): calcium ion binding
Source: RefSeq, a predicted model, not a curated record